AUGCGCGCCGUAGGUGGUGUGCCUGCCGGCAGCGGUGUGAUCGGGGCUGGCGAUCGUGGCGUCGUGGGUCUGAUGGAGCAGUCCGGCCAUCACCGGCGACGAGCCGUCGACCUUACCACCGGGUGCGGGCCCUGGCCAGGAACCAAAGGCGGGCGCCGCGCAGGCGCUGGGGUCGUCAUGGCGUUGGCCAAGCUCGGAGACAUGGAGUUGGACGGACUGUACGAGGAGACGGUGUGGUCUCCGUCGGCGCCCAAGGUAGCAGACAUAGACGACCACAAUCGUGAUCGUCUCCGCAAGGGAGCCUACGGCGCGGUACUCAUCGACGAGCAGCCAACCUCGUCUUCCGUCUUCCACAUGGAAGACUUGGCCGCUCCGUUGACUGGUGGCCUCGCCGGUGCUCCUUCGGCCAACACUACUCCACCGCGUCAUGGAACUUCCCGCUCCAAUCUGUCGGCCUGUAAACGCGUUUGGCGCACGAUGCUACCUGACUUUGCCCCCAUCGAUGGGGCGGUGCUCUUUGGAUUGGUGGCCUCCAUCGGCAAUCUACUGCAGGGGUGGGACAAUGCAAGUAUCGCAGGUUCUAUGCUCUACAUAAAGGAUGAGUUCAACUUGCAGAGCAUGCCAAUGGUUGAGGGAGCUAUCAUGGCCAUGGCACUUUUUGGUGCAACAAUGAUCACAACAAUCUCAGGGACGUUGGCUGAUGCAUUUGGUAGGCGGAUGAUGCUAUUAGUCUCGGCAGUAUUAUCCUUUAUUACUGCGAUGAUGGUUAUAUUUUGGUCUCAACAAGUUUACAUGUUACUACUCACGAGGCUUAUUAUGGGAUUCAGUAUUGGUUUGGCAGUCACACUUGUCCCAAUAUAUAUCUCAGAGAUUGCCCCUUCAGAGAUAAGAGGAAAAUUAAAUACAUUCCCUCAGUUAAGUGGUUCUUUAGGGAUGUUAUUAUCCUAUUGUAUGGUGUUUUGGAUGUCCCUAAUGCCUAAGGUUGACUGGAGAAUCAUGCUUGGGAUACAAUCGAUACCAUCAAUGAUAUAUUCAGCGUUAAUCAUUUUCUAUUUGCCCGAGUCUCCAAGUUGGCUUGUGAGGCAAGGAAGGGUCGAUGAAGCAAAGAAAGUUUUACAAAGACUACGGAGAAGGCAAGAUGUCUCAGGUAUGACAAAAAUCACACUGAAAUUUCAGUUUCAUUUCUCCCUUCUCUCGUUAUUGUACUGCUAA
This is a messenger RNA of Lolium rigidum, 1212 nucleotides long. Its product is annotated as monosaccharide-sensing protein 2-like. Gene Ontology annotation, cellular component: membrane. The record is from RefSeq and is a predicted model, not a curated record. Gene Ontology annotation, molecular function: myo-inositol:proton symporter activity. Lineage: Eukaryota; Viridiplantae; Streptophyta; Magnoliopsida; Poales; Poaceae. Bases 1 to 1212 code for a protein of 403 amino acids. Gene Ontology annotation, biological process: transmembrane transport. The transcript has 4 exons.